Molecule: messenger RNA, 273 nt
Organism: Saccharomyces cerevisiae S288C
Lineage: Eukaryota; Fungi; Ascomycota; Saccharomycetes; Saccharomycetales; Saccharomycetaceae
Gene: YLR379W-A
Exons: 1
Coding region: 1-273 (90 amino acids)
Source: RefSeq, marked reviewed
AUGCUUGUUGUUUGGCAAAAGUUGCCGAAAGAAAGAAUGAGAGAGAACGACAAAGAGAAUGAGAGAGAACACGUAAAGCGAAAAAUCUGGAGCGCUGCCGCGCCGGGUAACAAGUGUGAAGAGAGAGAGAGAUGUAAGGAAGAUGAAUACAUUCAAUACAUUCUAGCUUAUAGCAAGCUUUCAGCAGGCUCAAUUGCUUAUAGCGGUAUAACUGCAACAAGAGUGAAAAUUAAUAUGGUGACGAACGACGGAUUCGGUAGUACAGUGUUAUAA